AUGGCCGAUAAGGGUCGCUCAUCGUCGACCAAGAAGGCGCCCAAGACGCCGGGGCGCGAGGCCGCCUCGCCUCGCGAUCGAGACCGCGACCGCGACCGGGAGAGGGAGCGGGACACGAAGAAGGGCGAGGAGCCCUCGCGCUCGCGUUCGGAGCGGGACAACCGCUCGCUGAUGGCCAAGGACGACACCAAGAAGCGGGGAGACGACCGCAGGCGCGAGAGCGAGAAGAAGGAGCGCAGCAGCGGCGACAAGCCCAGCUCCUCGUCCUCGUCGUCGGGUGGUCGACACGGGGGCGGCACCAUACGCGACAAGAGCCGGAAGGGAGGGAGCGGCAUCAGCAGCGGCAGCGUCCUCACGCCCACCGGCGAGGGCGGCCCGCGCGAGGGCAUGGACUCGGUGAUCGCCGGCCUGCAGGCCUUCAUGCCCGUCGACCACACCACCACCAACGGCGAGGCAGGUGCGGGAGCGGCGGCGGCGGCGGGGUUGGAGGGCGAGGAGGAGGAGGAGGACGACAUCCAGGUGCUGGACGCGGAGGGUCGUUCGUGCGGGCUGCACAUCGCGGCGGCCAAGGACAACGUGGCGGACGUGGCGCGGUACAUCAAGGCCGGGUACGACGUGAACAAGCCCGACGCCGAGGGGGCGACGGCCCUGCACCACGCAGCCUACCGGGGCUCGCUGCAGGCGGCCAAGGUGCUCAUGGAGGCCGGCGCGCAGGUGGACGCCACCGACACCGACCUGGUGACGCCGCUGCUGCACGCGGCCUUCAUGGGCCAGGCCGAGGUGGUCAAGCUGCUGGUGGCCCGGGGCGCCAACAUCAACCACAAGGACAAGGACGGCGGGAUGGCCCUCCAGAACGCGUGCUACAACGGACACGUGGGCUGCGUGCAGAUCCUGAUCGACGCCGGCGCCGACAUGAACCACGUCGACGAGGACAGCUCCACGUGCCUCCACUACGCGGCCUUUGGCGGCAACCUCGAGGUGCUCAAGGUGCUCCUCAAGACCAAGGUCAAGAUCGAGGCCCGCGACAAGGACGGCCAGACCGCCAUGCACCACGCCGCCUACAACGGAUACCUCAACAUCUGCUCCGCCCUCGUCGACAACGGCGCCAAGCCCUCCGCCCUCGACUUUGGCGGCGCCACGCCCCUCCACCUCGCCGCCUACAACAACAAGCUCUCCGUGGUGGAGUACCUGUUGUCGCUCAAGGUGGACCUGGACAAGCAGGACAAAGAGGGCGCGACGCCGCUGCACAAGUCGGCCUACAUGGGCGACAACGACGUGCUCAAGCUGCUGAUCGACAAGGGGGCCAACGUGCGGAGCGUGGACAACGAGGGCGCGACGCCGCUGCACAAGGCGGCCUUCAACGGGCGCGCGUGGUGCGUCAAGUACCUGCUGGAGAAGGGGGCCAGCGUGGACGCCGUGGACAGCGAGAAGGGCACGCCGCUGCACAACGCGGUGUACAACGGGCACACGGACUGCGCGGCGAUCCUCAUCCGCCACAAGGCCAAGAUCGACGCCUUCGACGGGGUGGGGCGCACGGCGCUGCACGGGGCGGCGUGCUUCGGGUACCGGGACUGCGCGGCGCUGCUGCUGGAGAACGCGGCCAACCCGAACUGCCCCGACAACGAGAAGUUCACGCCGCUGCACCUGGCGGCCUUCAACGGGUCGACGACGACGGCGGUGUUCCUGCUGGACCGCGGGGCCAACCCGCGCGCCAAGAACGCGGAGGGGACGACGCCGCUGCACUACGCGGCCUACCGCGGGCACACGGGCAUCGUGAGCCUGCUGCUGGAGCGCAAGGCGCCCGUCGAGGUGGCCAACGACAAGGGACAGACGCCGCUGCACAACGCGGCGCUGGGCGGGCAGGUGGAGGCGGCGGCCUACCUGAUCUACAAGGGGGCCGACGUCAACGUGCAGGACACGGAGCGCGGGGACACGCCGCUGCACCUGGCCAUCCGGUCGGACGAGGUGGAGAUGUGCGCCCUGCUGGUGUCCAAGAAGGCCGACUGGGACCGGCUCAAGAACCGGGACGGGGACACGGCCUACAAGCUCGCCCAGGAGGUCAAGUUCCCGGCCAUCCUCGAGUUCUUCUCCAUCCUCAGCUCCGACAAGAACCCGAUGAACCCGGAGAACCGCGCCAAGUGGAUGAACCUCAAGCGCUCCGACAAGAAGAAGGAGCUCGCCGAGCUGCGCACCCUGUGGCACGUGCUCAAGGGCCAGACCAUGCCCCUCGGCGGCGCCCUGCCCGACCCGUCGCCCAUGGGCGGCCGAGGAGGGCACGAGGGCCAGAAGGGCACCAACUUUGAGAACCUGGGCUACGCCGCCCUGGGCGACCUCAACGACCCGGUCUCCAUCUGCGCCCAGGUCAAGUGGGAGGCCAACCGCCUCAAGUCCUCCAAGAACCUCCUCAACCUCCUCCGCCACCUCCUCCUCAUCCCCACCCACCAGAAGGUGGGCGCCAAGAUCUGGGAGGUGCUCGAGUUCUUCGUCCACGGCGUGUGCAUCCUCCGCGACGAACACGACGUCUCCAAGGACCUCACCCGCCUCUCCCUCGAGGCCUUCAAGAAGGCCCUCAACCGCAAGGACAAGAUCGUCGUCGACGACAAGCUCGCCCUCCUCCACACCAUCGAGGAGGCCCUCAAGAUCCUCUUCCCCCAGUGCGAGACACAGGGCGACGACGUCGUCGAGCUCAUCUGGGAGGGCAUCGGCGACGGCGACGCCAACGACGACGACGACAGCGACGGCGACGACGACGACUCGGAGAAGGAGGUCGACGAGGACGGCGCCACCGAGUACAACUCUUCCGACGAGGAGACCGCCAAGUCCGCCAAGAAGGUCAAGCCCCGCAUGCGCGUCAACCCCAAGACCGGCGAGAGCGAGAUCCAGGCCGACAUGGAACUCGACAAGGACGAGGAGAACGAAGAGGAGACCAAGUCCAAGGUGGUCGACUUCGAGCUGCCCUCCAUUCCCGACAUCGAGGACGACGAGCCCGAGGCUCCCGCCGGUGCCACGCCAAGCGCGGACGCCGGCGGCAUUCCGCCCCCGCCCCCCAUGUUCGGAGGUCCGCCUCCUCCGCCGGGCGCGGGUCCUCCGCCGCCCCCGGGCAUGGGCCCGCCCCCGCUGCCGGGCAAGGCGGCCUUCAACGGCAUCAAGCUCAAGCGCUUCAACUGGAUCAAGGUUCCGCCGGGCAAGCUGAAGAAGUCGAUGUGGGUGCAGGCGGAGAAGAACACGAAGGGCAUCGUCCUCGAGAACAAGACCCUCGAGUCCCUCUUCUUCCUCCCCACCGGCAAGGAAAAGGAGGAGGAGGCCAAGAACCCCAAGGGCCAGGUGUCGAUCAUCAACAUCCAGCGCGCCAACAACGUGGGCAUCCUCCUUUGCCGAUUCCCCAUCUCUCACAGCGAGAUCAGGAAGUCCAUCCUCGCCUGCGAUGAGAAGGUGCUCAGUCUCGACAUGGCCCGCUCUCUGGUGCGGCUGGCGCCCACCAAGGACGAGAUCGAGAUGAUCCAGCAGUACAAGGGCGACAAGGACAAGCUGGGCGCGGCGGAGAAGUUCUUCCUGGAGAUGAUGGUCAUCCCGCGGUUGGCCGAGCGACUGGCGUGCUUCGUGUACAAGGGCGAAUUCGCCACGCGCUACGAAGAGCUCAGGAUCGACAUCAAGGAGUGCAACGUCGCCAUGCAUGAGCUCCGCACCAGCAACAAGCUCCGCCGCAUCAUGGAGGUGGUCCUCGUGCUGGGCAACUUCAUGAACCGGGCCUACGGCUACAACGGACAGGGUCAGGGCUACACCACCGACUCGCUCAUUAAGCUCGUCGACACCAAGUCCACCAUCAAGGUCAAGGGCCGCUCCACCUACCACCUCCUCCACCACCUCAUCCAGUAUUUGGAGAGGGUCAAGGUCGAGCUGCUGGGGUGGCGCGAGGAGAUGCCUCACAUCCGCGAUGGCCACAUGGAGCGCAUGAACGAGACCAUCCGCCAGGUCACCGUCAUCAGGGAAGGCCUCGCCCAGGUCGAGGAGGAGAUCAAGCACCACAAGGGCUCCAAGGCGACGGAUCCGUUCGGGAAGGUGAUGAGCGACUUCUUCGAGGAGGCCAAGGAGCAGCUGGACAAGCUGAACGAGGACGUGACGCAGAUGAAGAAGCGGUACGAGAACUUGUGCGCCUACUUCGGAGAGGAUCCUGCCAAGGCGGACCCGGUGUCGCAGAUCGUCAAGUUCGGGGAGGCCUUCAAGGUGGCCGUGGCCGAGAACGCGCUCGCGCAGGCGGCCAAGGAGCAGGCAGCCAAGAAGGCGCUGGCGGCGUCGCAGAUGAAGAAGCGCAUCUCCGUGGGCCAGCGCAAGUCGACCAAGGGCAAGCAGAUCAAGCCGGAGGGCGCCGCCCUGGGCAAGAAGGCCGCCAAGGUGUCGGCCAAGCACCUCGACAAGCGGCGAGAGGCCGGCGCCAAGCGCGUCACCGACCGCAUGCAGCGCCUCAAGGGCAAGGCCAUCGGCCGCAAGAACUCCAUCGCCAAGUCCGACGAGGCCCCCGCCACCGAGGAGGCCGCCUAA
Molecule: messenger RNA, 4539 nt
Organism: Acanthamoeba castellanii str. Neff
Lineage: Eukaryota; Discosea; Longamoebia; Acanthamoebidae
Product: Ankyrin repeat containing protein
Exons: 9
Coding region: 1-4539 (1512 amino acids)
Molecular function (GO): protein binding
Source: RefSeq, a predicted model, not a curated record